Molecule: messenger RNA, 1250 nt
Organism: Mya arenaria
Lineage: Eukaryota; Metazoa; Mollusca; Bivalvia; Myida; Myidae
Product: basal cell adhesion molecule-like
Exons: 5
Coding region: 79-1002 (307 amino acids)
Biological process (GO): cell-cell adhesion
Cellular component (GO): cell-cell junction
Molecular function (GO): cell adhesion molecule binding
Source: RefSeq, a predicted model, not a curated record
CCACGUUCUAAACUUCCUGAUUGUGCACUACAUUUGUAAGAUCAUAUGUCAAAUUUAUGAACGAGUGUACAUGCAGUCAUGUUGACUCAAAUCUUAAAGUUAAUACUGGUUGUGUAUUGGAUAACAAACUUAGCUAUGGGCGUGACUUUGUCAGGAAACGGGACAUCUGGAGGUUUUACAAUCCAAGAGAACUCAUCACUUCUAUUAACGUGUUCUUCGCCUACCGAUACGCAGUAUGUAACCUAUUACAAAAGAUAUUCCUAUAUAUCUCCCGAUACUAUAACCGCAGUAGGGUACGGAAUAUCAGGCUGUGCCAUGGACCCAAUACCGCCGUCCUAUCUUAUCUGCUCCUGUGUCAGUAGGAGGGAGUACGUCUGUGUCAUUCGGACCGUCACCAGAGCCAUGAACGGAGACGUUUGGUUUUGUGUACCCGCAGGAGGAAAUACAUCCGACAACAGUGGGGAUCAAACAAUCGUCGUAUCAAUCGGUAUAACCGCGGUGUCUAUGGUAUUUCCGGUGGGCAGCUACGUAUCCGUCAUCGAAAACACCGCCAGACAGUUCCGUUGUGAGACAUCUGCCGGGAACCCACAGGCCACCGUGGAGUGGUACAAGGAUAAUGGUACACUGGACAGGGCGGAUGACACGGAGAUUACUACCGGGAUAGAGAAAGACACUAGAGCAAGUGGCACUCUCAUUGUGAAUAUCGGUAAACUUACGUUGUCUGUGCUGAGAAGCGAUCAGGAAGUGGGUGUGUACUGCAAGGCAAACAACGGAGGGGAUUGGCUGUAUUCCUCCACCGUUGUAUUAGACAUUCAGUAUGAACCCACCGAUCCGAAAGUAUCCUACAAGGGUUCCGAGGUUACCUCCCCUGUACGGGUAAUUUCCGGGCGUUCCAUGACGCUCACGUGCAGUAGCACGGGAAACCCGAGCCCACUUACACUUGGAUGUACCCUGGUGGAGACUCAUAUCGUGGCUCCACGCUCACUCUGGCCAGCGUGCUGAAAACACACACCGGAGGUGUUACGUGUACAGCAAAGAACACGUUGUCGCCUACAGGAGGGACAGCUGUUGAUAAGACACGGAAAACAACCAUCACUCUUCAAGUUCUAUAUCCUCCAAGUAGACCAUCAUGCACCAUCAGUGGAACUUCUAUCUCGACCUCUGCUGUACUAGUCGAGAGCACAGACAGCACUAUCAGCUGCAUAAGUUCCGCAAAUCCGACCCUUAUUACGUACACCUGGUCAACUCCG